AAUUACACUUUCUAAACAGACGCAAUAGCAGUAAAAUAUUGYGAGCAAUGCAUGAUUAAUUCCAUUCUCGGUAUUCACCAUCGCUGAAUGACGGGAUCGCCUGCUGUCACAAGACAACUGUGUGUGGCAGGAGGAGGGUCUGAAUCACGGAUGUUGUAGGGAUACAGAUGCAGGCCCGUCUUCCAGUAAAAUACCAUAUUACCGUCGACUCAUCUUAUUACCGCACAGGUUCGUGUGCAUGCAGCCUCCAGCCAAAAUGAUCCACAGCCUGUUCCUCGUGAAUUCCUCGGGGGACAUUUUCCUGGAGAAACACUGGAAGAGCGUUGUGAGCCGCUCCGUGUGCGACUACUUCUUCGAGGCGCAAGAGCGCGCCAGUGAGCCGGAGAAUGUGCCCCCAGUCAUUCCGACCCCSCACCACUACCUCAUCAGCGUCCUCAGGCACCGCAUCUACUUUGUGGCGGUCAUCCAGAGCGAGGUGCCGCCGCUCUUUGUCAUCGAGUUCCUACACAGGGUAGUUGAUACAUUCCAGGACUAUUUUGGGGUGUGCACAGAGGCAGCGAUCAAGGACAAUGUGGUGGUAGUAUAUGAGCUGCUAGAAGAGAUGCUGGACAAUGGCUUCCCCCUGGCCACAGAGUCCAACAUCCUCAAAGAGCUCAUCAAGCCACCCACCAUCCUGCGCACAGUGGUUAACACCAUCACAGGCAGCACCAAUGUAGGGGAGCAGCUCCCUACUGGACAGUUGUCUGUAGUGCCAUGGCGACGCACUGGAGUCAAGUACACCAACAACGAGGCCUAUUUUGAUGUAGUGGAGGAGAUUGAUGCCAUCAUUGAUAAAUCAGGCUCCACUAUUACAGCAGAGAUCCAGGGGGUGAUUGAUGCCUGUGUGAAACUGACAGGCAUGCCUGACCUCACUCUCUCGUUCAUGAACCCUCGUCUGCUAGAUGAUGUGAGCUUUCACCCGUGUGUGAGGUUCAAGCGCUGGGAAGCGGAGAGGAUCCUCUCCUUCAUCCCCCCAGACGGAAACUUCCGGCUGCUCUCCUACCACGUCAGCUGCCAGAAUCUGGUGGCCAUCCCAGUGUACGUCAAGCACAACAUCACGUUUAGGGAGGGUAGUUCUCAGGGCCGCUUUGAGCUGACCCUGGGCCCCAAGCAGACCAUGGGGAAGGGGUUAGAGGCUGUUAUAAUCAGCAGCCAGCUACCCAGAGGAGUCCUCAACACCAACCUCAACCCCUCCCAGGGGACAUACAACUUCGACCCUGUCACUAAGCUCUUGUCAUGGGACGUGGGUAAAAUCAACCCUCAGAAGCUGCCUAGUCUAAAGGGCUCUAUGAGCCUGCAGGCAGGGGCCUCCAAGCCAGACGAGAACCCCACCAUCAACAUCCAGUUCAAGAUCCAACAGUCGGCUCUUUCAGGACUGAAGGUGAAUCGGUUGGAUAUGUACGGGGAGAAAUACAAACCAUUCAAAGGCAUCAAGUACAUGACCAAGGCCGGCAAAUUCCAGGUGCGGACAUAGAGGCUCGGCUCUCCGCUCUCUGGCCUCUGCACCAAUACUACUACUGUAAAAGAGAGAGGGGGAGGUUUCCGAUGAUGGGGAAUAAAUACAGAAAAUAUAGGGAAGGGAGUGUCUAUGGACAUUCCCUGUGUAAAUGCAUUUCAGGAUUUAUCCACACAAACUGUGGGCUCUGCUGUCUAACUGAACUAGCUACCACAGAAUGUGUGACACGACACACAAAAGCAUAUUUAAUGGAGUUGUUUGCGAAUAGGUGGCGAUAAGAGACUAUCCGUCUCAAUGUGUCAACAGCAUUUUUAGUAAGCUAAAGCCUGGAAUUGGUCUAUCUGUUGUGUGUCAUUUCUGGUUCCUUUUCCAAUCUCAUUGCUAUCCUUUGAGUUCCUUUUGUGAGCGAGAAUAGCAGGCAAAAUGGUUUGUGUGCUUCUACUGCUACUACCUCUCUUCUCAUGCUCCCAUCCAUUCCUUAUAACCAACGGCCCAGAGUUUGGGUCAUCACGAGUUAACACAGCCACAAUGUCAUAAUUAUUUAUUGAGUUUAUUUUAUUUUUUGAACCUUUAUUUAACUAGGCAAGU
Messenger RNA from Salvelinus sp. IW2-2015, 2083 nucleotides. RefSeq names its product AP-3 complex subunit mu-2. Gene Ontology annotation, biological process: intracellular protein transport; endocytosis. The record is from RefSeq and is a predicted model, not a curated record. Gene Ontology annotation, cellular component: clathrin adaptor complex; cytoplasmic vesicle. NCBI's taxonomy places the organism in Eukaryota, Metazoa, Chordata, Actinopteri, Salmoniformes, Salmonidae.